UCACUACAGCAUAUUUAUCAAAUAUGAAACAGAAGUUGUUGAAUAAAUCAUCUAAAUGUCUGGUAUCUUGUCUACAGAGGAAGAACAGGAAGCACUCAAGAGGACAGCGAGUCAGAAAGUGAUUCUGAAGAAGAGAUGGAAAAAGAAGAAAAGUAAAAAGAAAAAAUCGAAGAAGAUGGCGAAGAAGAAUCACAAGGAGUCCAGUAGCUCUAGCAGUGAACAUUCAGAGGAAGAAGAAGAGGAUGUCGAUGAAAUCUCAUGGGUGGAGAAAACUGGUGUUGGAGAACAUGUUGUUGGACCUGAAGCUCGUCUCGCUCACCUGUCCCAAGCUGACAAACCUUUAGAGAGAAGGUGCAGCCAUGGAAGAGUUUGUCAAAGCAGGAAAACGUAUUCCAGGAAGAGGUGAAAUUGGUCUUGUGGUGGAGGACUAGUGAUGAGAUUGCAGAGUUUGAGAAAUGGGGCUAUGUCAUGAGUGGAAGCAGACAUCGGUGUAUGGAGGCUGUGCGUCUGAGAAAGGAAAACCAGAUCUACAGUGCUGAUGAGAAGAGGGCGCUUGCUUCCUUCCUUCAACCAAGAGGAAAGAAGAAAGAGGGAGAGCAAAAUCCUUUCCAGCUCCAG
Messenger RNA from Sinocyclocheilus grahami, 618 nucleotides. Its product is annotated as NF-kappa-B-activating protein-like. Bases 56 to 406 code for a protein of 116 amino acids. The record is from RefSeq and is a predicted model, not a curated record. The transcript has 5 exons. NCBI's taxonomy places the organism in Eukaryota, Metazoa, Chordata, Actinopteri, Cypriniformes, Cyprinidae.